Molecule: messenger RNA, 537 nt
Organism: Fomitopsis serialis
Lineage: Eukaryota; Fungi; Basidiomycota; Agaricomycetes; Polyporales; Fomitopsidaceae
Exons: 7
Coding region: 1-537 (178 amino acids)
Source: RefSeq, a predicted model, not a curated record
AUGCACGCACUCAACUCCCAGCGGUACACCGUCGACGACUCGCGCUCGGUCGCAGAGCCUCCGUAUGCAGGAGAACAAGGCGCGACUGCUGACCGGGCGAAGUCAUCGGUGUUGACGGUAUUCCAGACUUUGUACGAGAAGGACGCUCGAAGGACGCUCCUGCUGUCUGUUCACCUCUCAACGAGUGCGAGGUGCUUCUUGCCCGCUCGUACCGAUCCCGCUGACCCCGCGAGAGCAAGAGAUGCAUGGACACGCGGAAGGCAACAUCGGCACUUGGGUGUUUCGCCUGACGAGAUGUACGGCAUAGCCAUCGGCCUCAGCGACGAUACCUACGCCACAAUUUACAGGGCUACUCAGCGCCCUGCAUCGACACUUUUGUCUCCGUUGCACGAAUUUGCUCGGUACGAGAGUGGAGGCAAAACCGUGUACAUCUGGUGUAGGAACGAUCGGGCGGACAUAUCUGGUGGCUCCACGACGCGUCAGUGUUAUGCUGCGGUCAGGUCUCAUGAUUCUGGACUUCCUCAACAAUGUAAUUAG